Messenger RNA from Dipodomys spectabilis (banner-tailed kangaroo rat), 1912 nucleotides. Its product is annotated as flavin-containing monooxygenase 5-like. The transcript is spliced from 8 exons. Bases 26 to 1630 code for a protein of 534 amino acids. NCBI's taxonomy places the organism in Eukaryota, Metazoa, Chordata, Mammalia, Rodentia, Heteromyidae. Gene Ontology annotation, molecular function: flavin adenine dinucleotide binding; N,N-dimethylaniline monooxygenase activity; NADP binding. The record is from RefSeq and is a predicted model, not a curated record.
GGACCGAGCGCGGAGCCCGGGCACCAUGGCCCGGCUGCGGAUCGCGGUGAUCGGCGCGGGCGCCAGCGGGCUCGCCAGCAUCAAGAGCUGCCUGGAGACGGGGCUGGACCCCGUCUGCUUUGAGAGGACCGGCGACCUCGGGGGGCUCUGGAGGUUCCAGGAAAACCCUGAGCAAGGCAGGGCCAGUAUUUACCAGUCAGUGGUUAUCAAUACCUCUAAGGAGAUGAUGUGCUUCAGCGACUUCCCCAUUCCAGACCACUUCCCCAACUUCAUGCACAACUCCCAAGUCCUGGAGUACUUCCGGAUGUAUGCCAAAGAAUUCGACCUUCUCAAGUAUAUCCGGUUCAAGACGGCCGUGUGCAGCGUGAAGAAGCAGCCUGACUUCUGUACGUCGGGCCAGUGGGAGGUGGUCACCGAGUGUGAGGGGACAGAGCAGGUGGAGGUCUUCGAUGGAGUGAUGGUUUGCACAGGCCACCACACUGAUGCUCACCUGCCCCUGGACAGCUUUCCUGGAAUUGAGAGAUUCCAGGGACAAUACUUCCACAGUCGAGACUACAAGAACCCCACAGGGUUCAAGGGGAAGAGAGUCAUCAUCAUUGGCAUUGGAAAUUCCGGAGGGGAUCUGGCUGUGGAGAUCAGCCACACUGCCAAGCAGGUGUUCCUCAGCACCAGGAGAGGAACUUGGGUCCUCAACCGUGUGGGCCAGAAUGGAUAUCCCUUUGACAUGGAAGUGUCCUCUAGAUUUUGGCAAUUUUUAUCAAAGAUGUGUGGCCCCUCACUUUCAAGUUCAUAUUUGGAAAGACGGAUAAACCAACGCUUUGACCAUGAAAUGUUUGGCUUGAAACCUAAACAUAGAGCUCUGAGUCAGCAUCCAACAGUAAAUGAUGAGCUGCCAAAUCGUAUCAUUUCUGGCCUGGUGAAAGUGAAAGGAAAUGUGAAGGAAUUCACAGAGACAGCAGCCAUAUUUGAAGAUGGCUCCAGGGAGGAGGACAUUGACGUUGUCAUCUUUGCCACGGGCUAUAGUUUUGCCUUUCCUUUCCUUAAGGAUGAUUCUGUCAAAGUGGUCAAAAAUAAGGUCUCCCUGUAUAAGAAAGUUUUUCCUCCUCACCUGGAAAAACCAACACUUGCAAUCAUAGGCUUGAUCCAGCCUUUGGGAGCCAUCAUGCCCAUUGCAGAACUCCAAGCACGCUGGGCCACCCAAGUGUUCAAAGGGCUAAAGAAAUUGCCCCCCAAAAGUGAAAUGAUGGCAGAAAUAAUUAAGGCUCAAGAGGAAAUGGCAAAAAGGUAUGUGGACAGCCAGCGCCACACCAUUCAGGGAGACUACAUAGAUACCAUGGAAGAGAUGGCUGAGUGUGUGGGUGUCAGGCCCGACCUUUGGUCUCUGGCCUGCACUGACCCCAGGCUAGCACUAAAGGUCCUAUUUGGACCCUGCACUCCUGUCCAGUACCGUCUCCAGGGUCCUGGAAAGUGGGACCGAGCUCGAGAAACGAUCUUAACCACAGACGAUCGAGUACGAAAGCCUCUGAUGACCAGAGCAGUGGAAAGGAGUCACUCUUCAUCUUCAGUGAUAACCAUGAGCAGAUUCAUUCUAGCGGUGCUUCUCUUUGCUGUCAUUAUGGCUUAUUUUUAGAUGAACUGUGGUCAAAGCUCUAGCUUCACCAGAGAUGCCUUCAGGUCCCUUGACAAGACUGAACGCCCAGCUUCAUAUUGCCCAAACACCAACCUUCAUUUCUCUUCCACAAGCAUUAAUCCUCUUCCUUUUCCCAUACAGUGAAGUCUAUCUUUCUAGUAGCUCAUCUCCCUUCUUUUUAUCUAUCACUUUUUCCUGUGGCAGGUUCUAGACUGUGAGAUCAGGUUUUCUUUUUCUUUCUCUUCCCCUCCCUCCCUUCCUUCCCUCUUUCCCUUCCUCCCU